Messenger RNA from Linum trigynum, 5056 nucleotides. The record is from the annotation of a GenBank genome assembly. Lineage: Eukaryota; Viridiplantae; Streptophyta; Magnoliopsida; Malpighiales; Linaceae.
GUAAAUAAACUAAAAAUUUAUUUUAAUUUAAUUUAAACGAAAUCUAGUAAUAAACUAAUUUGCACACGUUGUCCAUAGAAAUUAUCCAAAAAAAUUCAAUAAUAAUGAAAUCUAUCUAUCUAUCUAUACAUAAUAUUAUGGCAAUUCAAAAUUAAAAUUUUGCCACAUAAGCACUUGGAGAGAUCUCAAGUUGCCAAGGUGGAUAAUUGUUUUUACAAAAAAAAAAUAGUUAUUGACCUAUUUAUGGAGUUGUUCCUGUCUCUUCAUUUAAAUUUAAUUCUCUUUUAUCCAAUAAUCAUUUUGCAUUUGUUUUUGCAUGAUAUCUAUAAAUAAUAUAUGGAGAGAAAGGUUAUCAAACCGGUUUAGCAAAUGGAAUGGUUUUACCAGUGGUACAACCGGUUUGUGUAAUUUCAUGCCGGUUAAUAAAAUAUGUAGAAAUAUAAAAAAUCAUUAAUAUCAAAUGAAUUUAAUCAUAUAUAACCAUAUUUGAAGAUAAUUUACGCACAAUUCAUAUUGAUAAUUGAAUAAAAUAUGAUAUUUCAAAUAAAAUUACAUGUACUCAUACUUAAAUUCACUAAAACUACGUAUUUUACUUAGAAAUUAGUAAAACGAUCAUACCGGUCAUAGCGAUGGUGUCAUGUCGAUUUCAUGAUCGGUACCGGUUGAAUGGUUCAACCGGUGGCAUGCCGGCCGACGUGACAAUCAUGAUGGAGAGUGACAUAUAUCACAUUUUGGUUUUGCAUUAUAUCGAUGUACGCAAUAGUAUACUAAUGUUCGUAGAGUGACAUAUAUAUCACACUUUUUAAACCAAAAAAUAUAUGAUUAAAGAUUACUAUGUAAAUUUCUGCUCAUUCUUACUAAAACUUAAUAAUAAUUUACAUUUUAAUGAAUAAUUUAAACACAUAAAAAUAAUAAUAUUUUGUCGAUAAGGUCCGAAAGAAACUUGACCAAGAAAUAAUAGUUGUUUAUUAAAAAAGCUUCUUAUUCAUCACAUUACUAAUAUUUUCUCUAGGUCAUGUUGAUUGAGAAAGCUCUAUUGAGGUCUUACAUCAUUUGCUAAGAAUUUGUUUUUCCAGAUUUGGAGUUAUUUAUUGUUAAAGAUUAUAAAUUGAAGUUUCCAAAAUAACUCGAGUAUAAUAGUUGAUGAACUUUGACUUCAUAUUCUAGGAUGAGACAUGAGAUCACUUGAAAAAUGAAAUGUGUGAAAUUUAGAGAAAUCUUUGUUAAGGAUGUACGUUAAACAUCACAUUUCAUGCUAAGAAAAAUCUAAAUUCGAAUAUUGAGGUAAUAAAUAAACAUUAAUGUUUUACUGCACAUAUAUAACAAAAAAUAUUUAUAGUUACAAUAGUGUAAACCGAGCUAUUGGGUCAAAAGAAGAAUAUUUAUUAAAUAUAAGUUUAGUAAGAAAAUUGUAACAAGUCUAUAUAGUUGUGAGUCUGUGAUUUCAUACUAAAUUUUGGCAAUAACAAAAAAAAAAUGAUAUCAUAUUCCACUUAAAGAGCUGAGUUCAAAGGUAUUAAUUAGUGUUGAAAUUAAAAUAAACUCUCUGUAUAUAUAUUUUAGAUAUUAGCAAUAGAUGUGUCUACAAUACAUCCAAUAAAUUAAAUACAUGCGAAAGCCACAAUGUUUGUAUGCACUUUUAAAUUUUGCUACAAAUAAUUAUGUUAAAAAAUUAUAAGUUAAUUAUUCAAGGAAUACUUAAUUUUGAAUCACCCGAAAUAUUUGUCUUUCAUAUACACACUUUACCAAUUAUUAAUAUAAGUAAUGAAAUUUUUGUUCUAGAACAAACACCAAAUAUAAAGAAAUUUUAGCGAAUUGACAUUCAAAUAGUUGAAAAAUUAUACAUUGAAGGAACAUGUUAAUAUGAGAACCUUCGAUCAUGUAUAUGAAGCCUUGGAUUCAGAUUCUAAACGAACAUCUAGACAAAAUGCAUGGGUUGAGGGUUAGUACAAACUUAAAAUAUUAGCAAUUGUAAUAAGUUGUUAUACAAAGACUUCAUGAACAUCAACAAUAAAAAUGAGUGAGGUUUAGAGAAUUUAAUCAUUAUAAGGGAUACGAUGUGUGCCAAAUUUCAAUUGGGAUAAACAUAAUUUAUCCAGUAAUCAAGUUUCUUUUUCCAAUAAUUUGAACUCGGAUUAAUUUGUUGAGAGUUCGUACAAACUCGAGAAUCAUGAAUUAAUAUAUGUUGUAUAAGAUAAUAAAUUUGAGGGUCUUGGUGGAAAUUUUUUUAUAUACGAUCCUAAAUGGGACUGAUAAACCUUUACGACAUGAUUUAUGAUCAGAGAAUAAAAACAUCACAAACGAGUGUGCUAACUAUUAAAUAUUAUUCGAUAUAGGCAUACCACAUAUUCACUUAUGAAGCGAGAGCAGGAAAUGUAUACAAGAUCCAAAAAGUUCAAACACGUAGAUUAGUUAACUAAUAUAAAUAAUCAAAUGAACUUCUCCGCCCAACUGGGCGGGUAAAAAACUAGUUAUAAAAGAAAAAACAAAUGAUAAACUUUUUCAGCGCGGCUUGCAUUGAGGAAUUGCAACAAAUGAAAGCUUUUAUAUAUGCAAUAAUUACUCUCAUUCGUGCAAUGAGAAAAAGUAAUUGCGGGACCGGAUACGGUGACAACCCCCUUAGAAGUUGUCAGAUAGACAACCAAGGGUAUUUUGGGUAUGAAAAAAAGAAAUAUAUUAAUUACCUUUUUUGUAUUAAUCAGAUUGGGAAUUAAAAAUCAAUAUUAAAUACAAUUUUUUUGAAAUUUAAAUCCUAUACAUUAGUAUAUCUAUCUAUCUCUCUCUCUUCCUUUCUCCUGCGGCCACUCUGCUUCGAUAGACAGACUUUUUCUCCGGCGAAUUCUCUCCGGCAGACUCCCUCCGGCAACCUGAAAAAAUGUACCAUUGCUUUAAAAAGUGUACCAAUCCAUUAGUCUACUGGUAAUUAAUAUACCAGUGCUAGUGGUACGCUACAAGUGCGUUAAAAAAUGUAUUAGUGCUAGUGGUACGGUACCAUUACCACUUGUAGCGGUACCAUUAGCAGUACCAGUACCCCUAGUAGCGGUACUAGUACCACUAGCAGCGGUACUAGUACCACUAGCAGCAGUACCAGUACCAGUACCACUGGUAGCGGUACCAUUGCCACUGGUAGCGUACCACUAGAGACUAGCACAAAAAAAUCAGAUCUGAAAUAUGAAAGUCACAGAUCUGAAAAAAAAUCAGGGAUGACGAAAGGGAGAGGCAGGGGAGAGGCGGUGACCUCGUGGUGACGAUGGUGGUGGGAGACAGAGGGCGGCGAGAGGGUUGCGACGACGGUGGUGGUGGGAGGAGGAGGCCGCGAUGGCUGCGGCCUGCGGGGCGGUGGUGGGAGGAGGAGUCUGUGAUGGCUGCGGGGCGAUGAACAUGACAGUGCUGGGAGGCGGAGGGCGCGACGACGGGAGGGUUGUAGCAGUGAUGAGAGGCGGAGGGUGUGGCGGGUCGGCAGGACGGAUGCGACGACGGUGGUGGCAGCCGAUAGAGAGAGGGAAGAGAUGGGAGGAAGAAGAAGAAGAAUAGGAAGAAAAAGAUGGCGUGAGAUAGAGAGGAAAGAGAGAAUGUAGGGUUUUAGGUAUUAAUAGGGGUAAUAAUCUAGUGUGGUCAAUUUUUUUCGUCCAAAAAUACCCUUAAUCCAAUCUGUACCAUUGAUUUGAAAAAAAAUAAGAAAUAGACAAGAGAGUGAAUGAAUCGUAUGGUUAUAAAAUGGGUUGUCACCAUAUCUCAUCCCAGUAAUUGCAAACAUCUGUCACGUCAAAGUGAAAUUGCAUUCAAAGUCCCGAUGGAGAUGCUCUUACAUCUUUAAAUGCUAGUUAGGUGUACGAUCUGUUGGUCGGAAUGCCAUUUGAAUAUGUAUCGACGAUGUAAAUUCUAAUUUUUCAAAAUAUCUUAACUGUCUAUUUCUACCUAGUACCUAAAUUUAUUGUGUUUAAUUUAAGGCUUAUCUUCUUUUUAGGAUCUGGGGAAUAAAGAAGAAGAAAGUAUCCACGGCGACAAAGAGAGGAGCUGAUAGACGAGACCAUUGGCCUUAGUCGUAGCAGGGUAUAUUCCAUAGAGCCCUUUAGCAGUCCCUCAGUCCCAUUCGUUCCUCCCUCCCUUUUCGUCGCCUAAUGCCUGAUUGGAGCAAAGUGCGUCACUCCAACAGUCAGCGUGAGUGUCCGGAUGCUCCUAUCGAAUGGGUGGAUUGGGUACACCGGUUAAUUGAACACUUUCCUAUUUUCGAUGCAGCGGGAACGCUCACUCUAACAAGGGCACCAACAGAGACUGUCACAGCUAAUUGUUGUGCUAGUCCAGCAACUGCGGUUAGUGAUUCAAUUGCCAGUCCUCUACCACCGGUUAUAAGACCCAGAUCUCCCCAACGCAGACGCUCUUGGCAUAGAAAGAGUCUUCAUUAUAGUUUGUUCCAUAACUCUUUCUCCUGGGCAGCAGAAUCUGGGGUAAUCGACUCAUCUGUUCUCUUUUCACUUUGGAGUACGUUCCUUCCAUUCUUUCUAUUUAGCUACCCCCAAUGAUUCGCAUAUUCUAUUCUCUGGUUCAUAGGUCCUAUUCUUCCUAAGCCCUCAGAACUACCCGGUGCUUUAUAAUAUCUGUUCUUUGCCUUUGCCUGCCGAAUGUGUAAUUCAGCGUUUAGGGCAACUCUUACAACUACCGGUAUGGGUAGAUCGAUUGAGUCUCUCUCUUUCGGUAGCUGGUUUGACUCUUUGUGAUCGAAAACCUAAUUAAAUAAUAAAAAGAUGAAAUAUAAAUAUCAAAUACCAAAGAAAUACUUACGAAAGAGUUAGUGGGCUAGUUAACCGUAGUGGAAAAGUCAUAUGCUCUUAAGAUAUUAUGUUUCUUUAUGUUUUUAGCCUUGUUAUAAGAACCAAACCGGAUCAACGGCCGGGCUAGUAGAACCAUCAAACCAGUUACGAUUGCGGUCCGGUUCAUUGUUUGAACGGUUAUAGAUGGACAAAACGGUUUUUCACGGUUCAACAUAAAAUCAGAUUAACCGACACUGUUUAACUGGUCCAUUGGUUCACUAUUUUAACAAAAAAAUAUUUUAACA